CCAGCGACAGCUGCUGCCGCUUUGCGUCGGCCGUGUAGGCCGCUGCCGAGCGCUGUACCGCCAUGGGGCCGCGCGGAGCUGCCCUGCGCCUGAGGAUCGGAUUUAUCAGUCACUUACCUAUGUGGAGCCCUGUCACCAGUGGCCAUCCAAUGAUCCUGGGCUGCUUACUGCCUUGGUUCCAGGAGAGGUGCUGGGCUUUGAGUUGUAGAGGAAUCAAGAGAAUUGCAGGCCAGAGAGAGCAAACUGAGGCCUGGGAUAAGCAUACCUCAGAGGAGCUGAAGGUACCCUUUUCCAGGACUGCAACUGGGACCUUUUUUCAAGAGCAACCCAAGAUUGGGAAUCCAUAUCUGGAAGAUGCUUUUCUUCAGGGUUACUUGAAAGCACACCUCCCUUCCAAGGUGCUAGAGGAGGUGAGCCUGGACCUAGAGAGGUUUGGGGCCCGUGUGGUAGCUGAGAUCGACUCUCUGGGGCGCGAGUGUGAGUUGAACCCCCCUGCACUGCAGCAGUACAAUGCCUGGGGGCAACGUGUGGACCACAUCAUCACCUGCCCAGCCUGGAAGAGGUUGAAAGAGAUUGCAGCAGAGGAGGGGUUAGUUGCUGAGGCCUACGAGCGGAGAUACGCCAACUGGAGUCGUGUGUAUCAGAUCUUGAAGUUAUACUUAUACACAGCCUCUUCUGGCUUUUUCUCCUGCCCACUGGCCAUGACCGAUGGAGCAGCCAAAGUUAUUGAGACUCUGGGUAUAUCUGGGCCUCUAGAAAAAGCCUUUGGUCACCUGACAUCUCGUGACCCAAGGAAAUUCUGGACCUCUGGCCAGUGGAUGACUGAACGCAGAGGAGGCUCUGAUGUUGGUUGUGGCACUGAGACAGUGGCCAAAGAGCAGGCAGAUGGCGCAUAUUGCCUCUAUGGCUUUAAAUGGUUCACAUCUGCCACUGAUGCAGACAUGACGCUGACCUUGGCAAGGAUCAUGGAUGUUCAUGGAGAAGUAGAGCAGGGUUCCAGAGGCCUGUCCCUGUUCUUCAUGGAGGUCCGAGAUAAGGAGGGAAAGCUGAAUGGCGUUGAGGUGCAAAGGCUCAAGGAGAAGCUGGGCACAAGGCAGGUGCCAACAGCUGAACUGCUGCUGGAUGGAGCCAAGGCACACCGGAUCUCUGCUGAAGGUCGGGGAGUGGCCUCCAUUGCCAACAUGUUGACCAUAACUAGGAUCCACAAUGUCAACGGCUCAGUGUCUGGCAUGAAGAGGAUCAUCAGUCUGGGCAGAGACUAUGCCAGCAAGAGGGUUGCUUUCGGGAAGUUCUUAAAGGACCACCCCCUACACAUGCAGACCAUGGCCCGGAUGGAGGUGCAAAGAAGAGGGGCUUUUCUACUGCUCAUGGAGAUAGCCAGACUCCUUGGAUUAGAGGAAACCAGCAUGGCAAGUGAGCGGGACCAGCUUCUUCUCCGGUUGCUGACACCAGUUGCCAAGCUCUACACUGGGAAACAGGCUAUUGCUGUUAUUUCUGAAGGGCUGGAGUGCUUUGGAGGGCAGGGCUACAUGGAGGACACAGGCUUGCCAGUCGCACUUCGAGAUGCUCAGGUGCUGACCAUCUGGGAGGGAACCACAAAUAUCCUCUCACUUGAUGUCCUGCGCUCCCUUACCAAGAGCCAAGGACAGGCAUUAGUUGCCUUCUUCUCUGCAGUGCAGGGAAAGGUGGAGCUAGCUUCCAACAUUAAAGACCUGGAGUCUGCUGUGCAGCGAAUGCAGUCUGCUAUCAGCAAGCUCGAAGAGUUCUCUCAGGGAGUUGGCUCAAAGGGGCCAUCUGGCAUGGAGCUGGCAGCAAGAGAUUUUGCCUACACACUAGCAAGGAUCUACACAGGAGCUCUCUUGCUUGAACAUGCAGCCCGACCUGGCGCCUCUUUCACAGACAUCUUCACUGCCCAGAGAUGGUGGACAUAUGCGAAACUCCCUUUUCCAAACUGUACUGAAGCCUGGGAUGAGGUCUGAUGACCUGUGCCGUUUCAGCAUGUUUGGGGUAAUCAUUAUAUCAAGCUUUGAAAUCUGAUGGUCAGCGCAAGGGAAGAAAAAUCUGAGGUACAAAGGAGGAUCAAACUCUCUUAACACCCAGUUUUUCUGUUCAAAGGAAAACUGCAUUGAUUGUUACAGAACAGCACCUGAUGCUGCUAAUUUUUAUGUCCCCUUCCCCCCACAACCUGGCUGGGAUUCUAAUACCAGUAAAACCAACCAUAAUAUAUAUUUUUUCUUCUAAAAAAAUAUGCGCAUGUUCCUUGCAAAGACACACAGUGGAAAAGAAAGCAAGAGGAGGCUUUCAGUCUUUUUUAUCAAAGGCAUCAAUGUCUCUGUUGAACCUCAAAUACUUCGCCUAAGGACAGGAAGGUAAAAUAAAAAAAUAGAAAGUGUGUUAGCAAAUGCUCCCAUGCAAAACUCUAAAUUUUAUUCACUUUUAUUUAUAUAUUCAACAAUUCUAAAGUAUUUACUUCUUGCUUUGACAAAAAUGAAAAAUAUAGGAGCACUUUACUCUCUUUAGGAGAGAAGGGUUAUAUAUACAGCUAUGGAGAGAUAUCAGUUCCUCCUUUACAUAAAAAGAAAAAUAAUAUUAAUAAAAAAGUGCUUCAUUGAUCAAAAAAGA
Molecule: messenger RNA, 2622 nt
Organism: Gavialis gangeticus (Gharial)
Lineage: Eukaryota; Metazoa; Chordata; Crocodylia; Gavialidae
Product: acyl-CoA dehydrogenase family member 11-like
Exons: 15
Coding region: 63-1979 (638 amino acids)
Molecular function (GO): oxidoreductase activity, acting on the CH-CH group of donors
Source: RefSeq, a predicted model, not a curated record